This is a messenger RNA of Oncorhynchus gorbuscha (pink salmon), 2434 nucleotides long. Its product is annotated as SKI family transcriptional corepressor 1 homolog-B-like. Gene Ontology annotation, molecular function: RNA polymerase II cis-regulatory region sequence-specific DNA binding; DNA-binding transcription factor activity, RNA polymerase II-specific; SMAD binding. Gene Ontology annotation, biological process: negative regulation of BMP signaling pathway; negative regulation of transcription by RNA polymerase II. The transcript has 9 exons. The record is from RefSeq and is a predicted model, not a curated record. The coding region runs from base 23 to 2434 and encodes 803 amino acids. Gene Ontology annotation, cellular component: nucleus; transcription regulator complex. Lineage: Eukaryota; Metazoa; Chordata; Actinopteri; Salmoniformes; Salmonidae.
AGUGCAUUUUUUAACAGGUGUUAUGCCAGCUGUAGGCCUAUAUGGUAGUGCAAUAGGCUACCCUAAAAUAUUUGUUUUUAUUUUCAGACUUCCAGGAAUGGAGUCGAUACCCAAUCAACAACCAGCGGGACGAGACUCCAGCUCUUCCCCCAGCUCCAAGCAGGACGUUCAGCCCUUCUCCAGCCCCAUCUCCCUGAAGCCUAACCAAGUCAGCGAGACCGCGUUGUAUGGAGUGCACAUCGUGUCUUUGGUCAUAGAUGGCCAGGAAAGACUUUGCUUGGCGCAGAUAUCCAACACAUUGCUAAAGAACUACAGUUACAACGAAAUCCAUAACCGACGCGUUGCUCUUGGAAUCACCUGCGUCCAGUGCACGCCCGUCCAGCUCGAGAUACUGAGGCGCGCUGGCGCCAUGCCAAUCUCCUCGCGGCGCUGCGGUAUGAUCACUAAGCGGGAGGCGGAGAGGCUAUGUAAAUCAUUCCUUGGUGCUCACAACCCACCAAAGCUACCGGAAAAUUUCGCUUUUGAUGUCUCUCAUGAAUGCGCGUGGGGAAGCAGAGGUAGCUUCAUACCUGCCAGGUAUAACAGCUCGAGGGCCAAGUGCAUUAAAUGCACAUAUUGUAACAUGUAUUUUUCCCCGAAUAAAUUCAUAUUCCACUCCCAUCGCACUCCCGAGUCCAAGUAUACACAGCCAGACGCAGCAAACUUCAAUUCGUGGAGGCGCCAUCUCAAACUAACAGACAAAAGCUCGUCGGAUGAUGUUGCCCACGCGUGGGAGGAUGUUAAAGCGAUGUUCAACGGGGGAAGUCGUAAGAGGACGCUACCUAUGAGUGGGUCAUCCAUGUCCUCUCCUUUGAAGUCACAUUCCACCAGUAACCCAACUCAAAGAAGUUCCCCCGAGGUACCCCAUAAAACGUUGCGCUGUGACGAAGACCGAGGUAGGCCUAACAUCAGUCUGUCAAAUGGCGUCCGGAACUACCCGGUUAUCCCUGUGCCCAGUAAGAGCUUUGGGAUGCUUCAAAAGAUCCAGCCACCGCUCUUCCCCCACCCGUAUGGAUUCCCUGCGUUUGGACUGUGUCAAAAGAAGGACGACGGAGUGGGAGAGACAAAUAAAACCAACGUUUCGGGUGUCUUUUGGCCAGGAGCAAAGGACAGUAUUUAUCCCUCUUUCCCGAUGUUUUGGCCAACAGCAGGUGGCCUGCCGAUGCCACCGUAUCAACAGUCACCACCCAAACCACCCACAGAGCUCUUAAGUGUCAGACAGAGUGACCUCGAGUUAUCGGAUCAAAGUGACCGGUGCGCAAACACACCUAAGGAUAGCUUUCAAGACAGCGAACGGUGCUCCAGCUCACAAUCCACCCGGAACGACGAGGAUAAAUCCGGGGAUGAGGCCCGGUCGACGGAAGGACUCCCCACAACUCCACGGAAGAUAAAUUACAUCUCUGCGUUCAGACCUGUGGUGAAAGACGCCGAAAGCAUUGCAAAGCUAUACGGCAAUAGGGACACGUACAGCGGUGUGCGCUCUGGUUACCUAUCGCCAGAUUUCGUGAGUGAAAGUUCUAGCUAUAGGUCUAUGUCCCCGGAUGUGGAUAGCGUGGACGACCCAGACGUUGACGUGGAGUCAAACAGGGCACACGAGGAUGAAGAGUCAGUCCAACUCCAUUCCGGGCCUGAAGAUAGUCGAGAGUUGGGGACAAGUCCAGGACCACAACCGGAAGAUCCCCACUCCGGGUCCUCUGAUGACGAGAGGCAGGGUGGACAGGUGUCAGAGCGCCAUGAUACACCGGUGUACGAAGUGUACACACAUGAAAAGGAUGGACACAUGCCUUUGAACGGUCCAUCUACGUUUGGAUCAAAACAUAGCAGCCCAUUGCAAUCGAACGGUGUACUCCAUGUUUCCGACCCACACAAACAACGUUCUCCUACAAGAGAGGACGUUCCACAGAGAACCUAUCAGGACCAAGCAAAGGAAAGCCCACCAUGCAAUGGGGCAUUACGUCAGCAUGACGUCAGUAGGAUCCAGGAAAAAGAUAUCGAAAACAUGGCUAAAGAGGAACUUCAGAAACAGCUUGUCGAACAAGUGGAGCUCAGAAAAAAGUUGGAACGCGAAUUUCAAAGUUUAAAAGAUAAUUUUCAGGACCAAAUGAAGAGGGAACUGUCCUACAGAGAAGAGAUGGUCCAACAGCUUCAUAUUGUCCGAGACACUUUGUGCAGCGAGUUGGAUCAAGAAAGAAAGGCGCGUUAUGCAAUACAACAGAAGCUAAAAGAAGCUCAUGACGCCCUGCACCAUUUCUCCUGCAAGAUGCUGACCCCUCGCCAUUGUACUGGAGCCUGUACUUUCAAACCCCUCUGCUGCCUCCAUAAUAGACCACAAGACCCCCCCCUGACUCCAGUACAGCUCACUGCAGCCAAAAAGAGAGACACCCACCUCAAGUAG